Chaetomium fimeti is the source of this 3123-nucleotide messenger RNA. RefSeq lists its product as uncharacterized. NCBI's taxonomy places the organism in Eukaryota, Fungi, Ascomycota, Sordariomycetes, Sordariales, Chaetomiaceae. The transcript is spliced from 5 exons. The record is from RefSeq and is a predicted model, not a curated record. Bases 1 to 2679 code for a protein of 892 amino acids. Gene Ontology annotation, molecular function: protein binding.
AUGUUCGGUCCGGGCCUUUUCGCCGUGUUGACAAUCUCUGUCUCCUUUGCCCUCGGCCAGGCAGUGUGGGAAGCCGACCAAGUCGGUACGACAAUAUGUCAAUGGAAACAGCUUCGAGCGGCGGUUCUCCGGGACACGGUAUAUCUAGACGGCGGGAAUCUAUAUUGGGAACCCGAGUUCGCCGACCGCUCAACGGGGGAACCUUUCGACGACGGGAACCCACUGGGCCGCAUCUACAUGCUCAACUUCAGCACGCCAUUCGACACAACCCAGAAUAUAUCGGACAUCUUGGGGGUGCUAGAAACCGGCGGCGGCAACCGCGCCCCAACUUACGAGGACGGCGCCCUCCUGGGCAACGAUGCCGAGAUUUUCUUCUACGGCGGCAUGGUGUCGCGAACCGACAGCGCCUCGGACCCAUCAGCGAACGAGGUGCUGUGCUAUAGAAAGUACGAGUACGGCCCAGAACGGACCUUUUUCCCGGGCUUCGAGGACGUGCAGCUCACUGGGAACAUGACCCGCUACAUCACCUACGGGGGGGCUGCCAGUGCGCCUUCUGAAAACCUGGCGUGGUACUUUUCUGGGAUGCAUUCCGCGAGCAAGGGAAUGAUCUUUAAGCCUGGUGAUUACGCCAAUGGCUCAUUCGACGCCGUCCACGUGUCAGACACCCUCAUCACGCUGGAUAUGGAGAGACAGCAGUCCGAAACCUUCAAAAACGAGACGCUACAAGGCAUCCCUGGGCGAGCAAACCCAGAACUCGUCUGGGUGCCCGUUGGCCGUCGCGGGAUUCUCGUAGCACUAGGCGGCGUCGUGUAUCCCGAUUUUGCGGAGCCGUACAGGAUAUCGAAAAAUGAAUCAGCUAGCACAUCACAAAGCCCGGAGUUCAUGUCCACCAUCGACAUCUACGACGUGGACAGCGAAAAGUGGUACCGCCAACAAACCGCUGACGGGCCCGGUCAGCUCACCCGCGGCUGCGCCGUUGUCGCGCGCGCGCAAGACGGUUCGAGCUUCAACAUCUACUAUUAUGGCGGCUACGAUGGUCUGCACCCGGCGGAGCCCUUCAGUACCGAAGUUUGGGUCUUGUCGUUGCCGUCGUUCACCUGGGUCAAGUUGGCGUCUGGUGGCGCAGCUGGACGCGCCGGGCACAAGUGCGUCACUCCAUACCCCGACCAGAUGCUGGCUAUCGGGGGCUACCAAGCUGGUGAUUCGCUUCUCCCAACAUGUCUCGACGAAACAAUCCGGGUGUUUAACCUCUCGACCGGGCAAUGGCUCAGUCGGUACGAUCCUGCAGUAUAUGCCGAAUACACAAUCCCCAGCGCCGUCGUUGACAAGAUCGGUGGGUCCGGGACCGGGGGCGCCACGGCGACGACCCCAAGCCCGUCGUGGGAUGCGACAGAGCUUGCGGGCAUCUUUGAGGAAAAAUACCCAAUGAGCAAGAUCACGACCUACUACCCGUAUGCCUCGGUUAGCCCGCCCGACAACACGAAUCCGGAUGCCCCGACCUCUGAACCCGAGGACGGAGGUGGAGGCGUCCCCUCAUACCUUCCACCAGUGCUCGGCGUCGUCCUAGGUCUGGUUUUCUUGACCAUGGUUGCGGUCUUGAUCUUCCUCUGGCGCCGUCGCAGACUACUGCACCGCAAAGGUACUACUGCAAGUGAAGCCGGCACUGAGGACACCAACGGCAACCGCAUCGCCUCCUGGCUGCGCGGCCAGCCCACCGAGGUCAAGACGCCGACUAUGACCAACUCGUCCGAGUAUUUGCCUGUGAGCUCGACAGAGGUCGACAGCAGCGUUGGCGGUGCACCACCAAUGUCAAUCGCCGAGAUGAUGGAUACCGGAGUGCCCAUAGCCGAGUUGCCAGACACCUCCCCCCCAGCAGAGCUCCACUCCGCCGCCCUCUCCCCCACCGCCGCAGCCGCAGCCACCGCCUCCCUCAACAACAACACCACCUACCCAUCCACCCACCAAACCGACCACGCCUCCUCCCCCUCCCCCCAAUCAACCCCACCCCCCGUACCGCACGAUAACGAAUCCCCCGUCUUCUACCGGCCCGACUCGGACGCGCUCGGCCGCGGCGGCGGGGCCGGCACCAGCGCGACGACCUCCCCCACGGGCACCACCACGGCGGGCGCCUCCCCCACCAACGCAACCGGCACCAUCACCACGGCCGGGUCAGGCUCGGGCCGCAGCAACAAAGUCCUCUCGGGCAUCUCCAACCUGUCGGAGCGCGACCGCUCCCACCUGCGCCAGAUCAGCGACACCACCGUGUCCUCGGUCACGACGGCGCCCGGGGCGGGCGGGGGGGCUGCUGCUCCUACCAGUAACGGUAACGGCGGGAACGGAAACGGAAACGGCACCGGCGAGCGCGACCGCGAGCGGAUGCUCAGCGGCGUGAGCGCGCUCAGCGCCGGCACGAGCGCCAUCUACGGGCUCGGGGGCGGUGGGGAGGGCGAUAGGGGUGUGAGUGCCAUGAUCGCGGAGAGCCCUGCGGUUGUGUCGCCGCCGACGGCGACGGCGGGGCCGGGCGAGGGGGCCGAUUAUCUCGGGGCGAGGCCGGUUGCGGGGCAGCAGCAGGGCCAAGGCCAGGGGCAGCAGGGGCCGGGGAGUCCGUUGAGGAGGAGUGUGUUUUCGGAGGAUAUUAGUGGCGGGGAGGAGAGUGGACCGCCGAAAGGGGGUGGUUGAGUGAGUGAGGGUGGGAUUUGAUGUUGUAAAUGGGGAAAAUAUGGGAUGAGGGGUAUGGUAUAUGGAGAGGCGUUGUUACGGAUAUGGUCACUCCUUUCGCGGGUUUUUCAAUGAUGAUACCUGUACCUGUCGGUCUUUUUUGGCAUUGCUGGGUAGCGAAAGUUGUAAUCAGGCGCUGUUGGGGGUUCACUCGUCGAGAUUGACGGUAUACGAAUGAUACGCAGCAUAAUAUUCAUGACAUGUUUUAUCUCAGGGGUAGUCCAUUUGACUUGUUAUAACCUAACCAUUAUGUCCCCCACAGCAACCAACUUGCCCCUUUCUAGGCAUCACCCUUCUUCGCCGUCACCUCAAUUUCAAUCUUCAUCACCUCCUCCAUCAGCCCAGCCUGAACCAUAGUCGCCGCGGGCCGGACCUCCCCAAACCACUUCUUAAGAACUGGCCUGC